CAGAAUCGCCGCGAAAUGAGGCUGACCCUCGCACUUGGAGUACUCUUGGUGGCAGGAGCCGUGUCUGCCCAGCCGCAGGGAAGGAUCGCCGGGGGCGAGGACGCCGUUCCCGGCCAGCUGCCCUACCAGGCGGCCCUCUCCGUCGGCGGCAGCUACAACUGCGGAGCGGUGAUCGUCGCCGAGCGGUACGCCCUCACCGCCCUCAGUUGCGUCUGCUCCGACGGCAAGGACACCCCUUGGCCAGCUGUUCUGUUUGCGGUGACCGUGGGAUCCGUGGACCUGUACUCCGGCGGCAAGCAGAUCCGCGUGGAGGAGAUCACCAUCAACCCGAACUACAACACCCUGAAGACGGGCAUCGCACUGCUCCGCCUGCAGGAGGCCAUCCCGUUCGGUGAGAACGUGGCGGCCAUUCCGCUGUCGAAGGAGGUGCCACCACUGGGCGCCCAGGUGGAGGUUUCCGGCUGGGGUCGCACCACCGAAUCCGAGGCGAACAUGCACCGCACCCUGCAGAUCGGAGCCGCCGAGGUGAUGGCUCCCCGGGAGUGUUCCCUGGCCAAAACGGAGGAGGUUCCCGUGGAGAACGACCAGGUGCUCUGCUUGGGCCACGGACGUCGCGAGGGAAUCUGCAGCGGGGACAUCGGCGGACCGGCCGUCUUCCAGGGCCAACUGGUGGGUCUGGGUGGCCAGGUGCUCGGCGAAUGCGGUGGCAUGCUGCCCGAGAGGUUCAUCAGCAUCGCGGCCAACUUCGAUUGGAUCCAGCAGCAGUUGCAAUAAAGUGAUUAUCAUAAAAAAAAGAGCAUGACAAGAGCA
Molecule: messenger RNA, 810 nt
Organism: Drosophila ficusphila
Lineage: Eukaryota; Metazoa; Arthropoda; Insecta; Diptera; Drosophilidae
Product: serine protease SP24D
Exons: 2
Coding region: 16-774 (252 amino acids)
Biological process (GO): proteolysis
Molecular function (GO): serine-type endopeptidase activity
Source: RefSeq, a predicted model, not a curated record